This is a messenger RNA of Trichobilharzia szidati, 3427 nucleotides long. Lineage: Eukaryota; Metazoa; Platyhelminthes; Trematoda; Strigeidida; Schistosomatidae. The record is from the annotation of a GenBank genome assembly.
AAUUUACAUUGCUACUCGUCUGCCGCAGUGUCCGCAGGAAAGUCAUAUUGUGUGAAUGCUUUCUUUUUCAACCUGAAUUCUGCAAAUUAUGGUUACUGAGAAAAAUUGGGAAACAAAUAUGCCUGGUUCAGAAAGUACUGAACAUCAGGCAAAUUAUGGUUCCAAUACCACUGUAAAUAGUCUGGACGCUUGUUUAGACAGUAUUGCAUCGAAGACUGAUGGAGCGAGUGAUAGUGAUUUUGAUGAACGUGAUGUUUCAGCUGAAGAUGAUGACAGCAUUCCACCAGAAGAAGAUGCUGCGGACGAAGAAGAAGUAUCAAGUCUUAUGAAAGAAAGUCAGAUGUCUCUGGAUGAACUGUUAGCUACCUAUGGAAUUUCUUCAAACACUAAUAUUCGCAGUAUAAAUACACCAGCCUCUAAAGGUAGACCGGCACGUUUAAAGGGUGGUCGACGUACUGCUACUCCUCCUACAAUUAAUACUUCAACACAAGAGCCACUGGAAUCAAUACCUCCAACUAAGAAGCCUCGCCGUACUGCUACAACAUCUAGUGUAGAUACAGAAAACACUGAUCCUCAGACUACUCGUUCUGUUCAGCGAAACAGACCAACUUCAAUAGACCAUGCAAUCACCUACUCAUCGUCAUCAGAUGUUGAGGGGUUAAUCGAAAAGAAGUCUGAUGACUCACCGUUAUGCUGCCUUACUUCAUUUACACAUCCACAUUCAGUCCCUUGUUCACACAGCGCGAGUCCAGUGUCUAUAGACAUUUCAUUCUCUGAUCCAUCGUCGACUGCUCCAACUCCUAAACACUCAAGACGCCCCCCAGUGGACAACCCGUCACGUAUAUCACGUGGUCAUUCACUGAGAUCUCGUGCAAAAUCAAACUCAACUAGUCAAAAUUCCGCUGGACUGCUGGACAAUACAAUUCCUUCGAAUACACCAUUAGAUAAACAAUCAGAGAAAGAGGAGAUGGAGACUGUACUGUCUGAUUCAGAUAGUGGGGAUAUUGCAGAAAAAGAAUGCCAGGAAAGUAAUGAUGGAAAAGCUGUAAAAGUAGAGGACGGAAAUGAUGAAGGCGAAGAAGAAGAAGAGGCAGUGGCAGUAACAACAGAGGUGGAAGAGGGCGAGGGGGAAGAUGAUACCAAAUGUGAGAAUAAUGAAGAUUAUUCUUCGCGUUUUUGGAAGAAUGCAAUUACUGGUCAAGCAACACCAUUGUCGUAUAAUUCAGAUGAAGAUGAAGACUACUGUCCAAGUGAAGACAGUGGUCAAGAUUGGAAGGGUGAAAUCAAAAUUGGUGAUGACUAUCAAGCUAAUGUUCCCGUGCUUUUAUUAUCGGCACCGGCGCCAUCGAGUUUGGAUAACCGGAGUAUAUGUGUGAGUAGUAUCUCUGGCAGUGAUUUUAGCGGUUGUGCCGCUAAUGCAAGAGCUGAAAGAGUUUUUCAACAGUCAAGUCUUGUGUGGCGACCUGUUGAUAAACUCUCUGAAGCAGAUGUAAUCCGUUAUGAAAGAUUAUACGCACAAAUAGCUAUGUCAUCAUUGCCUAGUGACCGAACGAUAGAUGAUGAGGAGGCUUUAUUCUUGUUAAUGCUCUGUGAUUAUGAUGUGGAAGAAGCGCUUCAACGUCAACAACUAAAAGCUGUACAACCUACAGAAGUACCUGGUUAUUUAGAAUCCUGGUCAGAAGCUGAUUGUACUGCAUUUGAGAAAAGUUUCGCUUUGUAUGGAAAAGAUUUUAGGCAAAUACGUGACACUCGUCUACGGCAUAAAACUGUAUCUGAAGUGAUACAUUUUUAUUAUCUUUGGAAGAAGACAGCACGUCAUGACGCAUUUGCACGAAUAUAUCGAAGGGAUAAAAAGAAAUCUUCACAUCCUAAUAUCACUGAUUUUAUGGAUUGUUUAGCUAUGGAACAAGAAAUUCUUGCUGAAUCGUAUAUGCAAAAUGUUAGUGAUAUGCCUGUUAUGCCCUCGUCAUCAACAGCAACAGUAACACCGACAGCAACAAUGACAACAUCUAUUAGUGAUGCUAAUUCUAUUCCAAAUAAAUUUCAUCCCAUUGCACCAGAUAAUGAUGCUGUACUUUUGACAUCUAACUGUCAUUCAGAUAUAUCCAGUGGAGGACAAAAGGUGAAAGCAGUUUCAACAAAUUGUGAUGAUACUGAGUCACCGGUCAGUCGUCUCAAAGGAUCAUUAGUAGACAGUGAUGCCAGUUCUUUAAACAAAAUCCCAUCGUCUACAUCAACUGAACACGAGAUAGCGCCAACGUCUUCCAGUAGUAGCUUGAAUACUACUCCAGUUAAUCGAUCCAAAAUGAAAUCGGCUAUUGGUGGAUCCACAUCCACGCCGCCUGGUGUACCUACUACUACCACUACUACUAAUAAUAAUAAUAAUACUUCUGUCAAUGAAGUUUGUGGUUAUGCUAUGAUGAAACAAUCAGAUCAUCAGUUAACUAUUAAUUCUGCUGCAUCUACCCGAUCUACACGUACGUCAUCAUCAACCUCGUCGACAGUAAUUGUUUAGUUUGAAAUGUUUUACAUACACCCAUCUACACACGCAUAUAUAUAUAUAUAUAUAUAUAUAUAUAUAUAUAUAUAUGAGUUUACAAUUCCUAUUCAUCUUGUUUUCACCAAAAUGUUGACAAUAAUACACAUCACAGACACACACACACGCACACGGGUGUGUAUUCUCUCGCAUAUACUUAUACAAUGUAUGCAUUUAAAAUCCAAAAAUUUUCUACCGACGAUUUGAUUUCAUAUUACGAUUAUAUCUACAUUUUUCUUUCUCAUUAAUCUAAAAUCGCAUAUGUGGGGUGUUUAUUCUCAUCUGGUUACCAUUUCCCCCCUCCUCCCAUGUGUGCGUCUGUUUGUCUUGUAUGUAGGUGAAAUGGAUAAGUACACGUUUGUGAGACCAUUGUCAUUGUGUUGGUAUAAAUAAUAUUCUUUCGUCUUACUGUAAUAACUAAGUGGGUUUUCUGACAAUUUUCAAUGUAAAAAUUUAAAUAUCCCUUUCUCCUCAUUCUGUUAUAUUAUUCUUAUCGUUAUAACUAUUCUUAACAGUUUUGUUUCAUCUUAUCCACAUGUAUCUACACAUUAUUAGUUAUGAUGGAUUCGCUGUUUAACGAAUCUGUUCACACAUACAUUUUCUUUCUUCAAAUGUUGUUUUAUUACCGUUAUUAUUAUUACUAUAGUUUUAAACCAAAAUUGUAUGUUUCUUUCUCUUUUUUAUACUUGUUUCCAAUGUAUUUUCCUUCUUUCAUUUCACCCACCCACCUCCUCUCAGUUUUUCAUUUUGUGGUUUUUUAUCAACUGUGAUGUGGGUGUCUGUAUGUUUGUUUAAAAGGGUUUGGUGAACUAACUUCUUUGUUGUCAUAUUUUCAUCUUUUAAUAUACAUAUUUUCUCUAAAAGCAACCCACACAUUUUAUUUCUUCUCAG